AUGGAGGAGCUGCUGAAGCGAGAGCUGCAGAGCUCCAUGGCCAAAGCCACGGGCCACUCAGCGGGCGGGUGCAUUAGCCAGGGCCAGAGUUACGACACCGACCGAGGCCGGGUAUUUGUGAAAGUGAACCACAAAUCAGAGGCCAGAAAAAUGUUUGAAGGUGAAAUGGCAAGUUUAUCUGCUAUUCUACAAACAAACACAGUGAGAGUACCCAGACCCAUUAAAGUGAUAGAUGUGCCAGGGGGUGGGAAUUUACUAGUGAUGGAGCAUUUGGACAUGAGAUAUUUAAACAGUCAUGCUGCAAAGCUUGGAUCACAGUUAGCUGAUCUACACCUUCAUAACAAGAAGCAUGGUGAGGCUCUCAGGAAGGAAGAGAAAACUGUUGGGAAAGGAGGAGGGCAGGCAGAACUUCAGUUUGUGGACCAGUUUGGGUUUGAUGUGGUAACCUGCUGUGGAUACCUCCCACAGGUAAAUGAUUGGCAGAAGGACUGGGUAAUAUUCUAUACCAGGCACCGACUUCAACCCCAGAUAGACAUGGUGGAGAAGGAAUCUGGAGAUAGAGAAACAAGAGAACUUUGGUCUCAGCUGCAGUUGAAGAUACCUGGCAUGUUCCAAGACCUGGAAAUUGUACCAGCCCUACUACAUGGAGAUCUGUGGGGAGGAAAUGUAGCAGAGGAUGCAUCUGGGCCAAUUAUCUUUGAUCCAGCUUCUUUUUAUGGCCACUCAGAGUUUGAGCUUGCUAUAGCUGGAAUGUUUGGGGGCUUUGGCAGCUCUUUUUACUCAGCUUACCACAACAAAAUUCCUAAAGUUUCAGGGUUUGAGAAGCGACUUAAACUCUAUCAGCUCUUUCACUACUUGAAUCAUUGGAAUCAUUUUGGAUCAGGGUAUAGAGGAUCUUCUCUGAAUGUAAUGAGGAACCUCAUAAAAUGAAUGCUGUCUCUUUUAGUGUUCUGGCCUCUACCAUCUUUGGUGAUUCAAACAUAGUAUUUUUUCCCUUAAGAUAUGUAACAUUAUAGCCAAACAUCUAAAGUCUAGGAUUUCUCUUGUUCCUGUCCUCUCUUUCCCUGAAUACCACAUUUCCCCAAAAAUAUUGGGUUUCAUAUUUUGCUUUUAAUUUUUUCCUAUAACUAGAGUAGCUCAAUAAGUGCUUCUUAAUCUAGAACCUAAAAACACAUUUACAAGUUAUGAAAAAUACUCCACAGCUUAGAGAUAAUUUUAUUUCAAAGUUGAAUAUUUUGCUAGAUGCCAGAUAAAGGAAGCUAUGCUCCAGAAUAAUGAUACUGUGAAGUAAUAGAUGACAGGCAGCAUUUAGCCAUCAUGUUACCAAGAUAGAAAAAGAAAGUAUAGUAAUUGAGCUUAUUUGAAGUAUGGACAAGAAAGUUUGAUAAUAAAUAAAUUCUUUCUUGAUUAUUUAAACACAUUCCUUUCAGCUUUUGUAGUUCUUCUAGGAACAUUUCUUGAAAUGUGAAACAGGUUUUCCUCACCUUACCAGUUAUCUUCCUUAUUGCAGAAUAUAAGAAUUGGUCAGUUCUCCUUUUUUACUAGAAUCACCUAAAUCUGGAAAUGAAAGUCACUAAUUAGAAAUUUUACAACAUUUAAGAUUGCUAAAUCUAGUAAAAACUGGUGCAGCAGCUUCUUGUGUUUUCUAAUAACGGUGUUCUGGUUUUUUUCCCUGCAAAAGAGUCUGGACUCUCUUUACUAAUCCAAUAGCUAUUUUUCAAAUAUAAGAGAUCAAGUGUUUCUAUUUUGAUGGGAUUUGGGAGGUGGAACUGUGUUUCUCAGGAUACCUACAAACCUGAAGGUUUUUAAGAAUACUUUUGAAGGAAUAUUAAUUUGUACUCUUUUUCCCCAAGAUAUGCGGGUCAGAAAUGUUAUCAUAAUGGAGUUGCUGAGUUGGGUCUAAAUUUUACCAUGCAAGUUGAGGCUUAUCUAGAUGGAUACCUUUUUUCUCUUGCCUUCUUUGCUGUAUAGACUACUGUUAUCGCAUAAAAUGGACUUUUCAGUGCUUAAUGUAGUCCUACCUAAGUGGAGUAAUUUAUAUGCUUUUAAAUUUAUUCCAUGUUUUCUCAUUUUCCUAAGCCUGAGAAUCUUGAACUGAAUUGUAAACUUGCUUUCUUUACUUAGCAUUUUAGUAAUAGGGUAAAUUUAAUGAUUGUAUUGAUGCUUAUCACCCUUUCUCCAUGAGAAUUUCAGUGACCUAUCAGCUGUUUCAGUGAUAUCUGACAAUGUAUUUACUUUUACUGUUUAACUAAAUAACAGCUGUGACAUCUUCAUAUAUUAAUAAAAUAGACAAAGCUUGUUUCUUAAA
Molecule: messenger RNA, 2308 nt
Organism: Gracilinanus agilis (Agile Gracile Mouse Opossum)
Lineage: Eukaryota; Metazoa; Chordata; Mammalia; Didelphimorphia; Didelphidae
Product: ketosamine-3-kinase-like
Exons: 6
Coding region: 1-930 (309 amino acids)
Source: RefSeq, a predicted model, not a curated record